GAUGUGAUGCAUGAUGUCAUAAAAAAGGGCGAUGUAGCUGAGAGCAGAUGAUUGUUUUUCUGUCCAACAACAGACCAGCUCUUCUCUACAUGACUCAGCUAUGGCCAGCAAUAUAGAGCUGAUGAGAUACAACAAUGAGGAGAUCCGGAUCGUGAUGGUGGGGAAGACCGGAGCUGGGAAGAGCAGCACAGGAAACACCAUUCUGGGAAGAGAAGAAUUUGAAACGAAGUUCUCUCCUAAAUCACUGACCAUAUUCUGCUCCAAGGCCUGUGGUGAGGUGGAUGGACAGAGGGUUGCUGUCAUCGACACUCCAGGUCUGUUCGACACCCAAACUGAUGAAGAGAAAACCAGUAAAAACAUCGCCCAGUGCAUCUCUUAUGCCUCUCCUGGACCCCAUGUCUUCUUGAUUGUUAUCAAGCUGGACAGAUACACGGAGGAAGAAAAGAAGACGGUGGAGAGGAUUCAGCAAAUCUUUGGAGAGAAAGCAGACAAAUUCAGCAUGAUCCUCUUCACCCAUGGUGACCUGCUCAGAGGAGGGUCUAUAGAGGAGUUCUUGAGGGAGAGUGAGGAGCUGCAGGAGCUUGUGGCCAACUGUAACGGACAGUACCACGUCUUUGACAACAACCUGGAGGAUCGUUCUCAGGUGAGAAAGCUGCACAACAAGAUCAGAAACAUAACAGAGAUGAACAGAGGGAACCACUACACCACUGAGAUGUUCCAGAAGGCCGAGAGGGCGAUCGAAGAGGAGAAACAAAGAAUCCAGAAACAGAAAGAAGAGGAACUGCGUAAAGAACAGGAGGAACUGGAGAAGAAAAUGGAGAAAAAAUAUGAGCAACAAAUAAGAGAAGCUAAAGGUGAUGUGGAGAAGGAGAAACAGAAAAGAAAAGAUUUAAAGAAAAAGAAAGAAGAGGAAAUAAAAGCACUGAAAGAAGAGCAGGACAGGAGGGUAAGGAGGGAAGCAGAGAACAGCUCUAGAAAUAUUGAGAUCAUAAUGGGGGUCCUUGGGGUCUGUGCAUUGGUGGGUAUUUGCGGUCUAACAGGCAGAUUGCCAAAUGUACGUCUUUGAUUUGUAAGUUAUUAAGUGCAAAAUCAGUUACUUUACUGUCAUAUCAGCACUUGAAUAUGAAUUAAAAACCUUGGUUCCCAACCUGGGGUCCAGGACCCCCUUUGGUGGGCGCGAUGGCCUGUCUGCUCUGAGAUUUUUAAAAUUACUUUCACUCAAUACCUAAAAUCUUGUUAAAACCCAUACAGUUGGUUUAUAUACCAAGGCCUUUUGCUAUCAACACUUAUGGUCUGGGCUUUUGGAUUUGGCUUCAAAUGAUAAAAACAAUUCAAAUUCAUGUGUAUUUUUGACAGCAAUAUGUUAGUUUGUUCUGUAUGGGUCCUUGGGGGGGUAUUCUUAGAUAUUUGAAGGGGGGGCUCAAUGUAAAAAAGGUUGGGAACCACUGCAUUAGUGCUCAUAAGUGUCAUUUUUAGCUGAGAACUGAUUCAUCUGAUUCAUGGGCUGUAACAAUUCUCAUCGUGUAAUUCAAGUGGCUUGAUUAGAACAAAAAUCCUUGGAACAAAUUAUCUGCCUCGAGGCCUGGCUUAAAUACCAGCCAUGCAGGCAUUUACGCCCAUGUUGUAAGCUUGAACAUCACGCUGUGUCAUUAUAACGAAACAUGCAGUCAAGAUGAUGCGCGGCUUGUAAAUCAUGAGGGAAGAGAAAGAUGAUGCAGUGACAUUGACAGGCACAGUCCUGUGUUUUUGAUGCAUCCACGGUCACUAUGACAAAUACAGCACUAAGCCUGCAUGGGUGAAACCAGUGAUCUUUGAAUCUGUGCCCUGUCUACAUGACUCACUCACAUGAGACAGCGGCCAGUUUGUGUCUGCACACUUCAGGGGAUUUCAUAAACUUCACUGAUUGACCCAACAGAUUUACACCCAACGCCACGAUUCAAGCCCUAAACAUGUUAGCAAAUAGGUCAGAGGUCAUCUUCAUUCAGUCAGGAUUUGACAGGCCAUAGAAGCAGCUUUUUCCCUUAAAAUGUGUUCACCAGGUCCAGAGAUGGUGUUAAAAAGUCAAACAUGUACUAUAAAUCAACUCACAAACAAAAAAUGUGGUUGCAAAAAAUUAAAAGUGAACACCAUUUAAAAAAAUAGACCAUAUUCCUGUAAUAAGAGUACAGCUUUCAGGCAUCAUUAGACCACUGUCUUAAUGAUGGAGCUUUUUUCUCGCUAGAAUAGGGAGUAUUACACUCAUGCAUGAAGUAGAAGAUGUUAAAAUGAGGAAAUGCCACUUUACCUUGAUGACAAGUGAAAAAUAAAAAUUAACUACAAUAUAAGAACUAAAGUUGGUGUGAAUCUCUCCUUCUCAAGAUGAUUCGAUUCUAAUCUCGAUUCACAAGCAAUAAAUCGAUUCACUGAUGACUCAUUAAAAUACAGAUUGAUUUGAUUUGGUCCGAUUCGAUCCAGUUUAAACAGAUUAUGGAAUCAAAAUAACUUUUUGUUUCAGCAAAACUUACAACAAAAGGGGGAAUCACAACAAUUUCAUUAUAAUCUAAGUUUAUUUCAGCUCAUUUAUAAUAGGGUCUUAAUCUCAGGCCUCUUGUGCAGACAUUCUGAAAUUAUGUUUAAGAAAGUUUUCAUCACACACCUGCCCAGGUGUCUCACUUUGACAGUUAUUUGGAAGAUUAAUAUUAAAAUGAGUUUUUACUGGUACAUACAUUUUUGUUCUUCUGUUGUAACUUCCUUAGCAUUAUUAAUCCUAAAAAUAGUAAAAACUAAAUAUCAAAUUUUCCAGAGAAACCCAAAUUAAAAUAAAUUCAAAAUCACAAGGAGAUUUGGAUAGACAGAGCUCUGUGUCUGCUAGUACAGAAGAAUAAGGGGUUAAAUAGUAUUGAAAACAGUAAAAUAAAAACAGCUUUCUAUACAUUAAAUUUUCUCCUUUCAUAAUUCCUCUUAAUGUGAGGAUUUAGUCCACAUGUUGCCAAAACAUGGUUAUUUCCUUUCUCUGUGUGUCUGACUGUUCUUGAUUGUAGGGAUGCACCGAUACCGAUCCUAGUAUCAGGUAUCGGCCCGAUCCAGCCCCUCAAAGCUGGAUCAGGUAUCGGUGGGAAAGGGCUGAUCCUUAAUGCCUUUUUUACAAGGUUGUUUGCACUAUUUUCUCACAAAAUUGUCACUUUGUUUAUAGUAUGUGGUUAAAAACACUUGUGUAAUACAGUUUUGUACUGGAAUGUUACCUCUGAUGCACUCUCUUUGUUUUUUGCUGCAUUACCAGUCUACAGGGUAUAAAAGUUUACAAUUGAAUAGUAAUUUCUGUAGGUCCUGAAGCAUUGUUUUUACCAAACUGCUGGUAAACAUUUAAACACUUUAUAGUUUAAAUAAAUAUCAACUUCAGUAAUCUAUAUGUACUCAUUUUUUGCCUUUUACCCAAAACAAUUACUAGUCUUAUCUUGCAGUAGGGCAAGCAGGUUAUUCUUUUAACACUGGUAUCGGAUCAAUAUUGGUAUCGGGACCAGAAAAGGUGGAUCGGUGCAUCCCUACUUGAUUGUUUUCAUUCUUGAAUUAAUUCACUGGAGAACAGCUGCUCUCCAGCUCAGUGAAGUCCUCUCUGUUUAAUAUCAAUCAGUGGGCUCAGAUGUAUUGAUUAUGUCACCAAAUCUGUUUAACAUGUUACGUAAUAAAACGGGUUGUUUUAUGGUAAUAACUGAGGACUCCCACAAGUUUUAACUCAGAAAAGUGUUUAUGUUCAGGUCUGUUUGUGCUACGUUUAGUGUUUUAGCUCCUCUGUCUCAACAGGUGAGAUUUAUGAGCUGCCGUAGUUCUUAAUUGCUUUUCCCCAAACCAUACAGACAGGCCGACAUUUCGAAAGUUAUCCCCCCUUCAUAUUAAGUCCACAUGACUUGGGGUGAAUCCCAUUUCUACCCCCUAGCCCUUAUCUUAGCCCUACCCCUUGGUUUUGCACGUUCAUGUCAGGUAAAGUGAUGUCCCAGCUCUCUUUUGAAUCGAGGGGUAGGGCUAAGGGCCAAGGGCUACAUACAGGGGUGGGUAAAAAUAUCGAUUAAUCAAUGCAUCGCGAUAUUUCCUCCCCCAAUUCAAUAUCGAUUCAGCAAAUCCUCUGAAUUGAUUCACCUCCUGGCCAGUUGGGGUCGCUGUGCGUGU
This is a messenger RNA of Cheilinus undulatus (humphead wrasse), 4143 nucleotides long. Its product is annotated as GTPase IMAP family member 4-like. The record is from RefSeq and is a predicted model, not a curated record. Lineage: Eukaryota; Metazoa; Chordata; Actinopteri; Labriformes; Labridae. The coding region runs from base 101 to 1066 and encodes 321 amino acids. Gene Ontology annotation, molecular function: GTP binding. The transcript is spliced from 2 exons.